GCGGUGUCCGGGCGGUCCCGGUGAGUCACGGUGCCCCCCCCGCGCCCCCCGGUCCGGCCCGCCCCCGCCGUGCCUAUCCCGGGCCGGACCGCGCCCCGGCACUGCCCGCACCGCCACCGGCACCGAGCACCGAGCCCCGCACGCAGGAGUUUUGGCAGCCCCAGGGCAGGAUGCCGUCGCAGCUGGAGCACGCCAUGGAGACGCUGAUGUUCACCUUCCACAAGUACGCGGGGGACAAGGAGCACCUGGCCAAGGAGGACCUCAGGGCGCUCAUGGACAAGGAGUUCCCGGGGUUCCUCGAGAACCAGCGGGACCCCAACGCCCUGGAUCGCAUCCUGCGGGACGUGGAGCAGAGCCGCGAUGGCCGCGUUGGCUUCCAGGGCUUCUUCUCGCUGGUGGCCGGGCUGACCAUCGCCUGCAACGACUACUUCGUGCAGCACAUGAAGCAGCGCGGCCGCCGCUGAGACCCCCACCCACCCAUGGGUGCCCCCCACCCACCCAGCCGGGGGUGUCACCCCAAACCCACCUCGGGUCCUGUCCCAACCCUCGAUCCCCCUUUGGGGUUCUGAUCCUUUCCCAUGAAGGUCCUGAUCCUCCCCCAAAGGUCCUGAACCCCUCCCAAGGGGCUGAGACACCCCCAGGGGGAUGGAGACCCCCACCCAUGGGUGCCCCCCACCCACCCACCCACCCAGCCGGGGGUGUCACCCCAAACCCACCUCGGGUCCUGUCCCAACCCUCGAUCCCCCUUUGGGGUUCUGACCCUUCCCCAUGAAGGUCCUGAUCCUCCCCCAAAGGUCCUGAACCCCUCCCAAGGGGCUGAGACACCCCCAGGGGGAUGGAGACCCCCACCCAUGGGUGCCCCCCACCCACCCAGCCGGGGGUGUCACCCCAAACCCGCCUCGGGUCCUGUCCCAACCCUCGAUCCCCCUUUGGGGUUCUGACCCCUUCCCAUGAAGGUCCUGAUCCUCCCCCAAAGGUCCUGAACGCCUCCCGAAGGGCUGAGACACCCCCAGGGGGAUGGAGACCCCCACCCAUGGGUGCCCCCCACCCACCCACCCACCCAGCCGGGGGUGUCACCCCAAACCCACCUCGGGUCCUGUCCCAACCCUCGAUCCCCCUUUGGGUUUCUGACCCUUUCCCAUGAAGGUCCUGAUCCUCCCCCAAAGGUCCUGAACCCCUCCCAAAGGGCUGAGACACCCCCAAGGGGAUGGAGACCCCCACCCAUGGGUGCCCCCCACCCACCCAGCCAGGGGUGUCACCCCAAACCCGCCUCGGAUCCUGUCCCAACCCUCGAUCCCCCUUUGGGGUUCUGACCCCUUCCCAUGAAGGUCCUGAUCCUCCCCCAAAGGUCCUGAACCCCUCCCAAGGGGCUGAGACACCCCCAAGGGGAUGGAGACCCCCACCCAUGGGUGCCCCCCACCCACCCACCCAGCCGGGGGUGUCACCCCAAACCCGCCUCGGGUCCUGUCCCAACCCUCGAUCCCCCUUUGGGGUUCUGACCCUUUCCCAUGAAGGUCCUGAUCCUCCCCCAAAGGUCCUGAACCCCUCCCAAGGGGCUGAGACACCCCCAAGGGGAUGGAGACCCCCACCCAUGGGUGCCCCCCACCCACCCAGCCGGGGGUGUCACCCCAAACCCACCUCGGGUCCUGUCCCAACCCUCGAUCCCCCUUUGGGGUUCUGACCCUUUCCCAUGAAGGUCCUGAACCCCUCCCGAAGGGCUGAGACACCCCCAGGGGAUGGAGACCCCCACCCAUGGGUGCCCCCCCACCCCAUACCCAGGGGUGUCACCCCAAACCCACCUUGGAUCAUCCCUUAACCCUAAAUGUGUGCCCUGAUCCCCCUUUGGGGUUCUGACCCCUCCCCAUGAGGUCCUGACCACCCCCCCAAGGGAGCUGGGGAGUUGAGACCCUGCACCCCCCCCCCAAAGGGGUGAGGAACCCCUCCCCACCCAUGGGUGCCCCCCACCCACCCGGGGGUGCCACCCCAAACCCUCCUUAGACCCAGCCCCAACCCUAAAUGUGUGCCUUGAUCCUUCCCCCCGGGGGUCCUGAGCCCACCCGGGGGUCCUGACCCCCCCCCCGGGAGGAUUGAGACCCCCCCCCACCCAUGGGUGCCCCCCACCCACCCGGGGGUGUCACCCCAAACCCACCUUGGGUCAUCCCUUUGACCUUAAAUGUGUGCCCUGACCCCACUUUGGGGUCCUGACCCCCCCUUGGGUGCCCCCAGCCCCCCCCAGGUCCUGUUGGGACCCUUCAGUGUCCCCCCCUCCCCACCCAGGGGUGCCCCCCACCCCGGGGUGCUGCCCCGACCCCCCAAUAAAGGGGUUUUGUAUGA
This is a messenger RNA of Haemorhous mexicanus (house finch), 2334 nucleotides long. It is a transcript of the gene S100A10, whose product is annotated as S100 calcium binding protein A10. Gene Ontology annotation, cellular component: cytoplasm. The transcript has 3 exons. The record is from RefSeq and is a predicted model, not a curated record. The coding region runs from base 171 to 464 and encodes 97 amino acids. NCBI's taxonomy places the organism in Eukaryota, Metazoa, Chordata, Aves, Passeriformes, Fringillidae.